ACCACUCACCUUGCGCUCAAGGAAGCCACAUUUAAAAGGUCGUGCCGGGCCGGGCGCUCGCAGGCAGUGAGACCAAAGCCGGAAGGCGCGGCGGCGCCCCGAGAAAGCGGCGCCGGGGGCAUCCCGGUACCCGCGAGGCGGGCUCGGGACGACGCCGGGGGCGGGGCCGAGGGCGGGGCCUCGCCUCGUUGUGGAGCGGCUCGUAAUCCAUCAUGGCGGCCGCGGGUGUCGGUGUCUGUGCCUGAGCAGCGCUGGAGCCGGAGCCGGUUCCCGGGUCCUGCGGCUGAGGAGCCCCUCCGUUGGCCACGGGCCCUGCCGGCAGUGGGCGGCUGGGUGCCCCGGCGGAACUCGGGGGAUGUGACUGUCUGGUGGCGGUGGUGGUGGCAGCGUCCGGGGCCGGGGGAGGGGGUGUCUCGGGCAGAGACCCCCGGGCUCGGGGCAGCUGAGGCGGCCGGGCCUCCUCCCCCCUGCGCCCGUCGUCCGCCGUCGGGGCCGCGGGAGUCCUGCGUCCCUUACCGCCCCGCCACGGCUCUGGGACACUGGUGGUGGUCUCUGUUUCCCCAGACCCGGGACACCCCGUUUCCUGAGGCGUGGAGGAGCGUCGCCCCGGAGUGAGCCGCCCGUGCCCCGCCCCAGCAGCUGCCUCUUAGCCAGAACCGCCUCUUGCUUCGGAUCCUGGCCUCAAGUUUGGCCCCCCAUUCAGAUCCCCUCCCUGCUGUCAAGUGGCCUCCCCUCUCCCCCAGAUUGCUCCCGCGGGCUUCUAAUGCCCUGACUCCUUCCAAUGUCACCUACGGCCCCCUUAGUCUCAGCUCAGCCAAAAACUUUAAUGCAGAGGAAAGGUCUGGAUUGGUUUCACAGGCCUUUUAAAAAGCGGACAUAAAAGUUGCUGGCAAUGCAUUCCUUUUCGUCAGAGCCGAGGGCAAACUCUCGCUGAAAUCUGGGUGACCCGUGUCCUUUUCCGGAGAGCAGAGUAGAGAAGCGAGAGCGGCAGCUAGUUCGGCAGGAAAUUUGCUGGACGAUGAAGAAACUAAGAUAGGGGGUUGGUGACUUCCACAGGGAAAGUUCUGGAGGCGCGUCCAAAGACCAUCAACGUCUCCUUUAUGUGUGGGAACCGAAAUGACUUUAGUAUUAUUGACCUUUUUCAGUAUCCCCUGUGAAUAUUUCUGUUUAGGUGUUUUUUCCUGAAAAGAAAUUGUUAUUCAGCCAGUAAGAUAUACUUCAAAUCAAGAAACUUUUGGGUAGCAUUGCAAUUACAUGACUUCAAAUUGAUAAACUGCAAAGAUUCUUGGAACUCCUGUUUACAUGCAUCAACCUAAAAAAAUGUGCUUCCUUUUGGUAUGGAAGAUGUCCUUCUGUGAUUGACCUCAGUUUCUGACUUGAGAUGUGGUGAAUGUGAAAUCCCACAUAGAUACCAUUUUCCUUCUAAGCUCAUUGACUGUUCUGGAAGAUCUUGAACCCUCUUCUGGAAAGGGGUGCCUAUCGUUACUUUAUGGGGCAACAGCCUGGAAAAGUUCUUGGGGACCAAAGAAGGCCGAGUUUGCCUGCCCUGCACUUUAUCAAAGGAGCAGGGAAGAAGGAGUCUUCGAGGCAUGGAGGUCCACACUGCAAUGUGUUUGUGGAACAUGAAGCCCUUCAGAGGCCAGUAGCGUCUGACUUUGAGCCUCAAGGCCUGAGCGAGGCUGCCCGUUGGAACUCCAAGGAAAACCUUCUCGCGGGACCCAGUGAAAAUGACCCCAACCUCUUCGUCGCACUAUAUGAUUUCGUGGCCAGUGGGGACAACACUCUAAGCAUCACUAAAGGUGAAAAGCUCCGGGUCUUAGGCUACAAUCACAAUGGGGAAUGGUGUGAAGCCCAAACCAAAAAUGGCCAAGGCUGGGUCCCGAGCAACUACAUCACGCCAGUCAACAGUCUGGAGAAACACUCCUGGUACCAUGGGCCUGUGUCCCGCAACGCCGCUGAGUAUCUGCUGAGCAGUGGAAUCAAUGGCAGCUUCUUGGUGCGGGAGAGUGAGAGCAGCCCUGGCCAGAGGUCCAUCUCACUGAGAUAUGAAGGGAGGGUGUACCACUACCGGAUCAACACUGCUUCUGAUGGCAAGCUCUACGUCUCCUCAGAAAGCCGCUUCAACACGCUGGCCGAGCUGGUUCACCAUCAUUCCACAGUGGCCGACGGGCUCAUCACCACUCUCCACUAUCCAGCCCCCAAGCGCAACAAGCCCACUGUUUACGGCGUGUCUCCCAACUACGACAAGUGGGAGAUGGAGCGCACAGACAUCACCAUGAAGCACAAGCUGGGCGGAGGCCAGUACGGGGAGGUGUACGAGGGUGUGUGGAAGAAGUACAACCUGACGGUGGCGGUGAAGACCUUGAAGGAGGACACCAUGGAGGUGGAAGAGUUCUUGAAAGAGGCUGCAGUCAUGAAAGAAAUCAAACACCCUAACCUGGUGCAGCUCCUCGGGGUCUGCACCCGGGAGCCCCCGUUCUACAUCAUCACCGAGUUCAUGACCUAUGGGAACCUGCUGGACUAUCUGAGGGAGUGCAAUCGGCAGGAGGUGAACGCCGUGGUGCUGCUCUACAUGGCCACACAGAUCUCGUCAGCCAUGGAGUACCUGGAGAAGAAAAACUUCAUCCACAGAGAUCUUGCUGCCCGGAACUGCCUGGUGGGGGAGAACCACUUGGUGAAGGUGGCUGACUUUGGCCUGAGCAGGUUAAUGACAGGGGACACCUACACCGCCCACGCCGGAGCCAAGUUCCCAAUCAAAUGGACAGCACCUGAAAGCCUGGCCUACAACAAGUUCUCCAUCAAGUCUGAUGUCUGGGCAUUUGGAGUAUUGCUUUGGGAAAUUGCUACCUAUGGCAUGUCACCUUACCCAGGGAUUGACCUGUCCCAGGUUUAUGAGCUAUUGGAGAAAGACUAUCGCAUGGAACGCCCAGAAGGCUGCCCGGAGAAGGUCUACGAACUCAUGCGAGCAUGUUGGCAGUGGAAUCCCUCUGACCGGCCCUCCUUUGCUGAAAUCCACCAAGCUUUUGAGACAAUGUUCCAGGAAUCCAGUAUCUCAGAUGAAGUGGAAAAGGAACUGGGGAAGCAAGGCGUCCGAGGGGCUGUGAGCACCUUGCUGCAGGCCCCAGAGCUGCCCACCAAGACGAGGACCUCCCGGAGAGCUGCAGAGCACAGAGACACCACAGACGUGCCCGAGAUGCCCCACUCCAAGGGCCAGGGAGAGAACGACCCUCCGGACCAGGAGCCUGCCGUGUCUCCACUGCUGCCUCGGAAAGAACGAGGUGCCCCGGAUGGCGGCCUGAACGAAGAUGAGCGCCUUCUCCCGAAAGACAAGAAGACCAACCUGUUCAGCGCCUUGAUCAAGAAGAAGAAGAAGACGGCCCCCACGCCCCCCAAGCGCAGCAGCUCCUUCCGGGAGAUGGAUGGCCAGCCGGAGCGCAGGGUGGCCAGCGAGGAUGAGGGCCGAGAGAGCAGCAACGGGGCCCUGGCUCUCACCCCCUUGGACACGGCAGACCCAGCCAAGGCCCCAAAGCCCAGCAAUGGGGCUGGGGUCCCCAACGGAGCCCUCCGGGAGUCAGGGGGCUCAGGCUUCCGGUCUCCCCACCUGUGGAAAAAAUCUAGCACACUGACUGGUAGUCGCCUGGCAGCCGGUGAGGAAGAAGGCGGCAGCAGCUCCAGCAAGCGCUUUCUGCGCUCCUGCUCUGCCUCCUGCGUGCCCCAUGGGGCCAAGGACACAGAGUGGAGGUCGGUCACGCUGCCCCGGGACCUGCAGUCCACCGGGAGGCAGUUCGACUCGUCCACAUUUGGAGGGCACAGAAGUGAGAAGCCAGCUCUGCCUCGGAAGCGGGCGAGUGAGAACAGACCUGACCAAGUGGCCCGAGGCACGGUGACGCCCCCGCCCCGGCUGGCGAAAAGAAGCGAGGAGGCUGCUGACGAGGUGUUCAAGGACGCUGCCGAGACCAGCCCGGGCUCCAGCCCGCCCAGCCUGACUCCAAGGCCCCUCCGCCGGCAGGUCACCAUGGCGCCGGCCCCAGCCCCGCCCCCGCCGGCAGCCACAGUGGGGAAGCCUGGGAAGCCCUCGCAGAGCCCAAACCAGGAGGCGACUGGAGAGCCAAGCCCCAGCGCCAAGACGAAGGCAGCGAGUCUGGCCGAUGCUGCUAGCAGUGACGCGGCCAAGCCCAGCCCGCUGGGAGAGGGCCUCAAAAAGCCUGUGCUCCCGGCCACACCAAAGCCACAACCCACCAAGCUGCCAAUGACCCCCGCCAGCCCCGCCCCCACACCCUCCACGCUGCCAGCAGCUUCCUCAGCCCUGGCUGGGGACCAGCCAUCUUCCACAGCCUUCAUCCCUCUCAUAUCGACCCGCGUGUCUCUUCGGAAAACCCGCCAGCCUCCGGAGCGGCUUGCUAGUGGCGCCAUCACCAAGGGCGUGGUCCUGGACAGCACCGAGGCCCUGUGCCUCGCCAUCUCCCGGAACUCUGAGCAGAUGGCCAGCCACAGCGCCGUGCUGGAAGCCGGCAAGAACCUCUACACAUUUUGCGUGAGCUACGUGGAUUCCAUCCAGCAAAUGAGGAACAAGUUUGCCUUCCGAGAGGCCAUCAACAAGCUGGAGAAUAACCUCCGGGAGCUUCAGAUCUGCCCUGCAACAGCAGGCGGUGGCACGGCGGCCACCCAGGACUUCAGCAAGCUCCUCAGCUCUGUGAAGGAAAUCAGCGAUAUUGUCCAGAGGUAGCAGAAGCCAGGUGUCCAGCAGUGGGAGCUGCCUGCAGCGCGUGAGGGCUCGCCUGUGACAUGACGGGGGCCGACAAGGGACAGGAGCUCUGCACGGGCAGAGCCAAGGGCCCGUGCAUCCAGCCCACUACCUGCGUGUGCCCCCACUGUCCUCACCACCUCCUCCCAGCUCGGUGCCCGAGCCAUCGUCCUCAAGUUGUAUCUGUGGAUCCCCACUCUGGACAUGCCAUGGCAGGUGGGAGGGCCAACAGGGAGUGCCCCUUCCGUCAUCCUCUUUGGAGACCCUCCUCCCUGGCUGUGCCUUCUCCCAUUUUCCCAAGAACAGAAGCCUGAACCGAGGCCUGUGCGCCGCCCCUCUGCCCUCUGUCCUUGUCCUUGACCCUCCCAUGUAGAAGACACGUCUCGAGACCCACAUUUUGGGAAGGGCAUCACAGCCAGUGCCGCCUCCACUGCCCAGGUGCACAUGCCACUUCCUCACUUGUGGACAGCUCUUGAUCUGGGUUAAAAACAGGGUGCUAAAGCCACCAGCCUCUGGGUCCUGGACAGCUGGAGCUGAAGGGAAUCGAGGUGUGGGGGGUGUCCUUAUCAUCUGUUUGUUCUGUGUCCCUGGAGCCUGGUUCUUGCUCUUUUGUGACAUGCACCGUGAAUCCUGCCCGGGAUGCUUGAGUUGUAAAGGUGGCAGGUUAUGGUCACUGCCAACCCCUCAGCACAGUGGAAGCGGGGGCCACCUGAGGGUGUGGCCAGUGCCAGGCUAGCCACAGACUGAGCCCAGGCAAGUCUGCAGCGGCCCGGGGUGAGCCUUGCUCCCACACAUCCAGUGCCCUAGGUAUCUUGAUGUCUGCCCCACCUGCUACCCCUCCUUGCUCCUCUAAGAGAAUGGAGAUGUUUGCAGGGCCCUUUUCUUUGGAAUAAGCCCGUCUUCAGCUUUCUGGAGUUCUUGAAGCAUUUUGAAACUCUGUCUGCAGGCAUCCAGACACAAACAGGAGGAAGAGAGCUGUUGGCACCAGAGGCCCUGGCUGGUGUUAGCCGCACUCUGGAAUCAGGCGAAUAUCUUAUUUACCAUGAGUAGUAACACUAAGCCUAAUGUUUCUGUGGGGGUCUUCAGGAAGUGUUCAGAAAACCACAGACGAAACCCCAGAAAGCGUUUCAGAGAGCAAGCCUUGGUGUCUUCUUCCCUGAGCUGCCCAAGGCCAGAGCUGAGGCAUGAGGCUGUGACUCGGGGCAGGAAGAGCUGCCGACUCCAAGCGCAGGCCUCAGACCGGCAGGAAACCACCUCCCCGCUCCCUGUGCCACCCUGUGCCAGCAGUUCGCCCAGGCUCCGUUUUACACUAAUCACCUGAACUUGUAUUCUAUUUUUCUGGUAGAAAUGGUUUCCUCUGGAUCGUUUCUGCGGUUCUCACACAUCACCUCUUUGCCCCCCCCCGACUGUGCUGCAGUCCGAGGGGGGCGCUAGACACCGACAGCGGCCUUGCAGACAAAGCAAAACACCACCCGGUCCCCGACGGCCCGUUUCCACGAGGUACUGGUCUCUCUUUGUUAACAUGAUGUGCCACUAUAUUUUACAUUUAUGCCUUGGUAUUACACUCUUUUGUAGACGCGCUCUUUUAUAAAUGAUGUGUACAUAGUUUUCCACCCUCCUUUCUUCUGGAAUGCCUAUGGUGUCCCCCUUUUUUCUGGGUCCAGUACAUUUUGUUUCUGUAUAUGCCUCUCUGUGUUUUUUGAAUCCAAAUCUCUCCUCUGUAGUAUUUUUUAAAUAAAUCAGUGUUUACAGCCUUAGGA
Messenger RNA from Carlito syrichta (Philippine tarsier), 6504 nucleotides. RefSeq names its product ABL proto-oncogene 1, non-receptor tyrosine kinase (gene ABL1). NCBI's taxonomy places the organism in Eukaryota, Metazoa, Chordata, Mammalia, Primates, Tarsiidae. Gene Ontology annotation, biological process: protein phosphorylation; regulation of apoptotic process. The record is from RefSeq and is a predicted model, not a curated record. The transcript is spliced from 12 exons. Bases 1490 to 4726 code for a protein of 1078 amino acids. Gene Ontology annotation, molecular function: ATP binding; non-membrane spanning protein tyrosine kinase activity; protein binding.